Gasterosteus aculeatus aculeatus (three-spined stickleback) is the source of this 3603-nucleotide messenger RNA. Its product is annotated as C-C chemokine receptor type 2. The record is from RefSeq and is a predicted model, not a curated record. Gene Ontology annotation, biological process: calcium-mediated signaling; immune response; G protein-coupled receptor signaling pathway. Gene Ontology annotation, cellular component: external side of plasma membrane; membrane. Gene Ontology annotation, molecular function: C-C chemokine binding; C-C chemokine receptor activity. Lineage: Eukaryota; Metazoa; Chordata; Actinopteri; Perciformes; Gasterosteidae.
ACAUUCACACGCCACUGUGCCUCUAUUGAAGAGGAACAUUCAUGCCAACUGGAAUCGAACAAUAUUUUCUUUGUUUUUUACACUAUCCUUGUUGUAUAUUCAUUUCACUCAAUAGAACAGGGUUGUGUAACACCUUUUGCACGUUAUUUGUUGUUUAUGUGGAACAAAGUUUGGCUCAUUGUACACACGCCUGUAAAUUUUUAUAUAUUUUCUCAAUUUUGUUUCAUGCCUCACAUUUUUACCAUUUAUUAAAUUGUUUUAAUUAUUUUUUUCAUUAUUCCAGGAACAUCUGUGUCCCAGUGAUAUUACUUUAAUGUCAGUGUUAUUUCAGCUUCAUGCUUUUUAAUCUUUUCUCGUUUGUUUUAUUUAAUUGGUAUAGUAGUUUAGAGUUCCAUCUCUAAAGAGUACCCAGUUAUGAUGUUGAAUUGUGAUUUUUUUCUCGCACGCAACAAAUCUAAAGCACAACACAACAUUUUUUCAGUGCCAUAAUGACUUGAGUGUUCAACGCACGUUGUGUCUUCUAUAAGAAAGUACUUCCACCAUCUUCAUUGUUUGUGUAGUAAAUAGUAGUAACUUUCUCUUAGUACAGAUAAAAUGAGACAUCUAUGGGACAGAAUAGUCUUUGUUCAUUUAAUGUUUAACUGACUAUGUUUAAAAGGGAAUUUGAGAUGGUCACAAUUUAAACACUCUCUGACCAAUAACUACUUUAACAAAGGCAGCGUGUUGCUAAAGGACAAGGCAAUUUUAUUUGUAUAGCACAUUUCAACAACAAGGCAAUUCAAAGUGCUUCACAUAAAACAUUAAAAACAUCCAAACAUAACAUAAAGGAUAUUUAAAAUAAUCAGUUAAGUACAUUGAUACAUUGAAACAUACGAAAAACACAAAAUAGUCACUAAAAUGAUAAAGACUUAAUAAUGUUUUUAAGAAUUCUGACUUGCAGAAAUGGUCAAUGGAAGGCAGCAACAAACAGAAAAGUCUUUCAUUUGGAUUUAAAGAAGCUGAGGAACCCAGCAGACCAGCAGCUUCUUCCAGCAGAAAAACUGAACGCUGCUUCUCCAUGUUUAGUUCUGACUCUGGGAACAGAAAACAGACCUGUCCCAGACGACCUGAGGGUUCCUGGCGGUUCAUAAAGUAUCGGCAGAUCAGAAAUGUACUUUAUAAACUAGCAGCAGGAUUUUGAAGUCACUUCUUUGUUUGACAGGAAGCCAGUGUAACCUAAGAACUGGAGUGAUGUGAUCCACUUUCCUGGUCCUGUGAGGACUCGAGCUGCAGUGUUCUGGAUCGGCUGUAGAUUUCUAAUUGACUUUUUACAGAGACAUGUAAAAACACUGUUACAGUGGUCAAGUCUACUGAAGAUAAAUGCCUGGACAAGUUUUUCCAAAGCAUACUGUUCAUUAUAAAGUGAGCAUAAUAAAAAAUAUAGUUAAACUGAGUCAUUUAUAUAGUGAAAUGUCUAUCCUGAUGAGCUGGAAGCCUUUCACAAACCUUUAUAUCACCUGUGAUGUGUUUUUACAAGAAAUAGACAAAGCUCCUGACUAGAAUACAUGUUACUCUUUCAUGCUGCAUGUUAACACAGAGGGAAGAGUUCUCAGAAAAGCACGCUGACACCUUUGUGCAGAGGAAGCAGCAAAACCAAGAGUUCAUCGUAGCAGAAAUGAGCUGUGCAACAGGAUUUGACUGAAAAAAGUUAGCUCUGCAAGUUGACAGGAUGACACGUAAGUUUGAUGCUUGGCAAAGCAGCAAACAUACUCGGGAGCAGUGACUGUGGCAGACAAUGUGGUGAGCACAAGAACAUUUACACUUUUACACAUUUAGCUGCUUUUUACCAGACUUCCUUCACCUCUCUCACCUCCAUUAACACUGUGUGUAGUAGAUGAUUAUGUGUGCAGGGGUCUGUGUGUGUGCGUUGGUAAACAGACAGGAAGUGAGGGUCGGCAGGGUUGUCAAAGCAAGUGGUUCCGUUUGUGUCGAUGAGGAGAUGUGGUUGAGAGAUGACAUGAAUGUGAUUAUGGUCUGCGAAAGAGAAGUGUGUGGUAUUCACAGACAAAUCUAAACAUUAGAUGCUUUAUCAAAAUGUUGCUUGUACCUCUGACAGGAAUUCAGAAGGAGGACGCCAAGUCAAUAAUGUUUAUGUUGUUUAAAAUCCAAAACAAUCUCUAUGACUUCAGUUUUCGUUUUGAAUAUCAGGGUUUCAACCUAAAAGGGCAGGAAAGUCCAGGUACAUCUCUGAAAUUCCUUACAUUCUUUUUUUUACUGUUUCGCAAGAACAAUAUCUAUAGUGAGGCACAUACACAGUUUAGUCAUCAUGAAGGAAACAUGUUACUUUUGUUUCUUGAAAAUCUGUGAGUUGAGGCAAAACUUCAUAGGAAACAAAGUGAAGUAAAUGGAAUCAGGAGUAAAUCAAUCUCAUUGUGGAAAUUCAUCAUGAACAAAUCAGAGAACGAGUCCUAUCUGGAUUAUGAUUACAAUGACACCUGCGAUGAGGUUCAAGGUCCAGAAUUGUCUGACGGAUCCACGGCCUUUCUGGUUCUUUACUACCUGCUGUUUUUCUUCAGUCUGCUGGGCAACAUCACGGUACUCUGGGUUCUGCUCCGGUACAUAAAGCUGAGGACUAUGACGGACGUAUGCCUCCUCAACUUGGCCGUGUCUGACCUCAUGCAGGCCACGACCCUGCCCCUCUGGACCUGCAAUGACACAAACCUUGCGUCAUGCAAAUUGAUGACUGGAGGCUACCAGUUGGGUUUCUACAGUGGGACUUUGUUUGUGACCCUAAUGAGUGUGGACCGCUACCUGGCCAUCGUCCACGCUGUUGCAGCCAUGCGAGCCCGGACACUUCGCUAUGGAAUCAUAGCCAGCACCGCAAUCUGGGUAAUUUCUGUCACUAUGGCACUACCUGGGGUGACAUUUGCUUCUUUAGAAAUAGACGUAAAUGACAACAGCUCCCAGUGCCAGCCCCUGUACCCUGACGACAGCCACCGCUUUUGGAAGUUACUGCGGAACUUCAGCGAGAACACAGUGGGCCUAUUUCUUUGCCUCCCAAUAAUGAUUUUCUGCUACGUGAAAAUCCUCAUCGUGCUGUCCAAGUCCAGGAACGCCAAAAAGGACAAAGCUGUGAAGCUGAUAUUCACCGUAGUGGGUGUGUUUGUGGUGUGCUGGGUCCCCUACAAUGUCACAGUUUUCCUACAGACUCUGCAGCUGUUCCUAGAGAACCUGGACACCUGUGAGGCUUCAAAAAGCAUCAACUCUGCCAUGCACUUUGCUGAGAUUAUUGCACUGUCUCACUGCUGUGUAAACCCAGUCAUAUAUGCAUUUAUUGGGGAGAAGUUUAGGAAAUCACUGGGAAAUGUGCUGACGAGGUACUGCUGGAGUCACCAGAGCAGAAGGGCUUUCAGCCACAGAGAGACCACAGAGAAAGAGACUUCCAACACACCUGUAAAGUCAGAUUAUCAAGAGUGAUGAACUCACACUUCUAGAAAGACGUCGCAUUCGAUGUCAGAGCUGUAAAAUAGCACUCAGAAGAUUCCUGGUAAGAACAAGGGGAUCUUUUAAGAAUAUGUGUAAACCAAAACUGAGUUUUUUUUAAAUAAAGAAAAUUAAAAAUGG